CUCCCAUCCCAUCUUUUAGCCGGCCUCUAUAUAUACACUCUCCUUCCAGCUUUGUCAAAACAAGCUCGCCAAAACAAACUACUUUCCUCCAUUCAUAUCUUCCUCAAAUUCAGAGUACUCACAGAGAGAGAGAGAGAGAAGAGAUGUGCUCUCCAAGCAAGGCUUCUUUGAUCGUGGCAGCGAGCAUGGGAGCUGUGGAAGCUCUCAAGGACCAAGCAGGGCUGUGCCGUUGGAACUAUGCCAUCAGAUCUCUCAACCAGCAAGCCAAGAACAACAUCCGUUCCUUCCCUCAGACCAGGAGGGCGUCUUCUUCUUCUUCUUCUUCUUCUUCUUCUUCUGACAUUGGGAGGAGGAAAGGAUCGGAGGGGGCCGAUGAGAAGGCCAAGCGAUCGGAGGAGGCGCUGAGAAAAGUCAUGUACUUGAGCUGUUGGGGUCCUAAUUAGGACUUCGGAAGCAGGGGAGACCCAAAAAUAUAACAAGUCUCUGUUUGGGUGUCUCUGCAUCCAACUAUUUGAGUACUUUGUAAAUAUCAUGAGUUUAGAGAUAUACUGCGAUUUUUGGAAAUGGACUUCGUGUAUUUUUGUUUCCUCCCGAAUUGCAGUACGAGAUUGUUUUUCAUUCCGAUAUGGACCCAUUAAAUGGCUGAGGCAUUUGAUUUUGAUCGGUCCUCACUAGGAUACAGUGGACUGGAGGAAGCCAGUUACCGGACCAAAUUGAGAACACUUUAUUACUAACGCCUUA
Messenger RNA from Phoenix dactylifera (date palm), 741 nucleotides. RefSeq lists its product as uncharacterized. NCBI's taxonomy places the organism in Eukaryota, Viridiplantae, Streptophyta, Magnoliopsida, Arecales, Arecaceae. The record is from RefSeq and is a predicted model, not a curated record.